AUGAACAAAUCCGACAGUGAUGAAGCUCCAAAGAUCUGCUCAGACAAUGGCAAAAAGGGAUGCUGCUCAUCUAAUUCUGCACCUGACAUUCGCGGAGACAAAUCACCCAGCUGUUGUAAGGGCAAGACUUCACCCUGCUGCGACUCUACUUGCAUCGAUCGCCUCGCUUUGCGGGAAUGCACCAACGGAAUGUCGCCAAACCCACAUCAAUUGCGCAAAGGCUCCGCUGAUAAUAAUUGCACUGGUGGCCGAGACGGCAAGGCAUGCCGAGGUCACUCUCGGAGCGUUCGUGAGAUCUACCAGUCAAAGCUUGAUGCCUUGGGCUGUAUCUGUCGUGCUCUUCUAGCUCUCGGCCAGGAAUCUUGCUGCGCUCCCCGUGAGCGCUCCUCCAUCGAAAUGGAGCAGUAUCCAAAGAAGUCCGCAUCUAUUCAUCGCAUCUCAGUUGAUUCUUGCUGCGCUUCCAGGAUGGGUUACCUCCCUUCUAGUCCGGCGGGAAGAAAGUGCAGCAAAAAGCUUGCUCGUCCUUCAAGCCCUGGUAUCAAAUCGAAUGCAUGCGAGGAUGAUUGCUGCUCGAAACCCAGGCCUCCGAGAAAAGCUUUGAGCAAUGCUGGAUCAUGCGCUGGAUCAUGCGCUGACUCUUGUUGCGAUACGUCAUCACCAGGACCUGCCAACCCACCGUUGUCGCAAGAGUCCAAGAAUGUCAGCGAAGAUGUCGAACGGGGCCUGGCUGGCAAGGAACACGUCGUUCUGAGCAUUUCUGGUAUGACCUGCACUGGAUGCGAAACCAAGCUCAGGCGAACUCUGGCCACAGUGAAGGCAGUCAAAAACCUCAAGACCAGCUUGGUAUUGGCGAGAGCCGAAUUCGACUUGAACAUCGGCGCUGGCUCGGUGGAUGAAGUCAUCAAGCAUCUCGAACGAACCACAGAGUUCAAAUGCGAAAAGAUUACUACGCAGGGUGCUGCCAGUGUUGACAUCCUCUGCCCUUGCGAUCCCCAGGACUUCAUCAAUCAGCCAUGGCCCAAUGGAGUCACAGACAUACGCGUUGUAGACAAGGCUAGUGUCCGUGUAGCAUUUGAUGCGAAGGUCGCUGGAGCCCGCGAUCUGGUUGAAAAGGGCUGGGAAACGCCUCUUACUCUGGCGCCACUUCGAACAGACCCUUCUUUGGAGGCUGGAAGUAAGCACAUUCGCAACAUGGGAUUCAUCACACUGAUUUCAACUAUCCUAACUAUUCCCGUUCUCAUUAUGGCCUGGGCACCCCUUCCAAAGAGAGAAAUUGCUUAUGGCUCGGCAUCUCUGGCCUUGGCGACGAUUGUACAAGUUGCAAUCGCCGGGCCCUUCUACCCAAAAGCUUUGAAGAGUCUAAUCUUUUCGAGGGUCAUCGAGAUGGACCUGCUGAUUGUACUCAGCACAAGUGCUGCGUACAUCUUCUCCGUUGUCUCAUUUGGGUUUCUUGUCUCUCACAAACCCCUUUCGACUGGCGAAUUCUUCGAGACAAGCACCCUUCUUGUAACUCUCAUCAUGGUUGGUCGGUAUGUGAGCGCUUUAGCGCGACAAAAAGCCGCCGAAUCCAUCUCGAUACGAUCUCUCCAGAUAUCGACAGCUUUGAUUAUCAGCGCAGCUGGCGAAGACAUGGAGAUCGACGCCCGCCUUCUUCAGUACGGAGAUAUCUUCAAAGUUGUCCCAGACUCCAGAAUCCCUACCGAUGGAACAGUUAUCUCAGGAUUCUCGGAAAUUGACGAGUCAAUGAUGACCGGAGAACCAGGAAGCGUUGGAAAGACUACCGGAUCAUCCGUUAUUGCGGGCACAAUCAAUGGCUUCGGGGCUCUUACCGUUCGUCUAACUAGGCUUCCUAGCAACAACACCAUCAGCAAUAUCGCCGGGAUGGUCGACGAGGCCAAGCUUUCUAAGCCAAAAAUCCAGGACAUUGCUGACAGAGUCGCAACGUACUUUGUGCCGGUAGUUGUGGCCAUCACAAUCAUCACUUUUUCAAUCUGGAUCGCCGUUGGCAUCACUGUACGCAGGCAGACUGGCUCUGAAGCAACUAUCGAGGCAGUCACAUACGCCAUCACCGUUCUCAUUGUAUCUUGCCCAUGUGCUAUAGGCCUAGCGGUACCUAUGGUCAUUCUAAUUGCGAGCGGUGUAGCUGCCGAAAAGGGGGUUGUCUUCAAAUCCGCUGACAGCAUUGAGCUUGCCUACAAGACUUCGCACGUUGUCUUUGACAAAACUGGAACUCUUACAACUGGAAAACUAAGAGUUGCGCAUGAGGCAUACUUUACCAAAGAUAAAGCGACUACGAGAUCGUUGCUUCUCGGACUCGUCGGUACUAUCAAACACCCAGUCUCUGCUGCUGUUUUCACUCAUCUCAAGGCAAACGAUGAUGCACCUACAGCCGUUAUGGAUCUGAAAACCUUGACGAGCAAGGGUAUAGAGGCGAAACUUGACGGAGCUACUCUGAGAGCUGGCAACUCGCGUUGGCUUGGUCUCUCAAAUGAUUCUAGAGUCCAAUCAGUCCUAUCACAGAGCUAUACAACCUUCUGCUUCACUAUUGAUAAUUCUUUAGUUGCUGUCUUUGGCCUUGAAGACUCUAUCCGCACAGAUGCUCAUGAGACCAUUUCAACUCUACAGGCUUCCGGAAUCUCUGUUCACAUCCUCUCCGGAGAUGAUGAUGGUGCCGUUCGAACAGCAGCUUCACGAUUGGGUAUCCCUGAUCUCAAUGUUCGUUCCCGAUGCACCCCUGGAGACAAGCAAGAGUACAUCCAGAACCUCCUGUCUCAACCUUUUUCGAACAGUUCUGGAUCCAGACAGAAUAAUCCGAAACAGCCAGUCGUUAUAUUUUGUGGCGAUGGGACUAACGAUGCAGUUGCGCUGGCCCAGGCCACCAUUGGCGUGCACAUGAGCGAGGGAACCGACGUCGCAAAGUCUGCCGCGGACGUCGUUCUCAUGCGUCUGAGUCUUAGGGGGAUUCUCACCAUCAUUGCCAUUAGCAAGAAGGCUAUUCACAGGAUCACCUUCAACUUUUGCUGUAGCUUUGUGUACAACUUGUUUGCCAUUCUCCUCGGAGCUGGCGCAUUUGUCAACGCCAGGAUUCCGCCCGAGUUUGCGGGGUUGGGUGAACUGGUCAGUGUUCUUCCAGUCAUUGCUGCCGCAGUACUUUUGCGAUGGACCGCGAUCUAG
This is a messenger RNA of Colletotrichum godetiae, 3174 nucleotides long. RefSeq names its product copper-translocating P-type ATPase. The record is from RefSeq and is a predicted model, not a curated record. Gene Ontology annotation, biological process: monoatomic cation transport. The transcript is spliced from 2 exons. Gene Ontology annotation, cellular component: membrane. Gene Ontology annotation, molecular function: ATP hydrolysis activity; ATP binding; ATPase-coupled monoatomic cation transmembrane transporter activity. Bases 1 to 3174 code for a protein of 1057 amino acids. NCBI's taxonomy places the organism in Eukaryota, Fungi, Ascomycota, Sordariomycetes, Glomerellales, Glomerellaceae.